AAGAACGAGUUGGUCAACCCCGUUCCAUGCGCAAUGAUUUGGCUGCCUUCUGAGGCAUCCAGGCAGUUUUGCCGAGCGCGUUCAUGACUUCCAGGGGCAGGGGUGCGAAAAAGCCGUGUGAAGGACUAACUAAAUCUAUCGUAACGAGGCGCUCCUUUAAGCCAAUAGCAAGACUGCUAAGGAGGCUGCGAUGAGCCUCCCAGACAGCUUGCGGCUGAGCGCUCAUGUCGACGCAGUUGAUUCAAGGCUGAAAUUGAGCCCAGGCGUACGUUCACAUUUCUUGCGUUUCGUCCAAGAUCCCUUUAUAUCUCAUUCAUUCAUUUUCCCCCCUAGCACAGUCGAACAGCAUUUUCCCCGUCCCUGGAAGCCUCUCGCAGGCAGGAUUCGUUCGACAGGCUAGGCGCAAAGUCUGCUCACAUCGCCCGAACCCUUGGACGGGACCCCCAUUCCGCGCAGGCCGCCUCUGCUCGAGAGGCCGUUCUUUAUCAUCUCGAGGCCUAAAGUCCACCCUGACCCAAUAUGCCGAAGAAAUUGACCCACAGCGCCUAUGAGGUGGGGUGGAUCUGCCCGAUGCUCUUAGAGCAGAUCCCGGCGUUGCAGAUGUUGGACGAGGAACAUGAACGGCUGGCUCAGCCUGCGGGAGAUCACAAUGUAUAUACUUUGGGAAGCAUCCAUGGCCACAACGUUGUCAUUGCGGGACUUCCCGACAACGACAACCCCUCUGCUGCCGUCGUGCUCACCCAGAUGAAGAUGACGUUCCCCAAACUCAAGUUUGGCCUUUUGGUUGGCAUCGGGGGAGGUGUCCCCGUGAAAACUGACACCGGAAUGAUCAGGCUGGGGGACGUGGUGGUCAGCAAACCAGAUGGUCCUAAUUCCGGCGUGGUGCAAUACGACCGCGGAAAGGCCAAAGCUGGCGACUUUGAGCGUACCGGCGCUCUGGACCGGCCGCCGCAAGCGCUCCUCAAUGCUGCACAGGAUCUGGACUCGAAGCGCGCGAGUCUGCGGACAGAUCCUGUCGCGGAGAACCUGAAACGGAUCGAUACCACCAUCCCAGGGCUUCGCAAGUACAGAUACCCUGGUGCGGCGCAAGACCUGCUUUUCGAAGCUGAGUAUGAGCACGAAAGGAAAGGAAAGACUUGCGACGAGUGCGGAUGCCACAAAUCUCGGCUGAUUCCAUUUCCUGCUGACAACGAGGCGGGUGGUGGAAAUGAAGCAUUUGUUGUGGUGCACCGAGGGACAAUUGCCUCCGGAGGGUUGGUGAUGAGAAACGCCAUUCUGAGAGAUGAGCUCGCAAGGCAGUCCAAUGCGUUGUGCUUCGAAACUGAGGCAGCCGGAGCCCUGAAGGGCUUUCCGGCCAUGGUCAUCCGAGGCAUCUCAGACUACUCUGACUCCCACAAGAACGAUGUGUGGCAUGGAUACGCCGCGGCGGUGGCAGCUGCCUAUGCACGGCAGCUGUUUUUCCACAUGCCGAUCGAGGCCAUUAGUGGAGAUCCACUAGAUUUCGAGAUGACGCGCCUGUGGAACACGCCGGACCCGGUCCCUCAUUUUGUCGGUCGAGACAUUCUCCUGACGCAGAUUGCUUCGUAUUUUGACAACGCUGGUGAACUCGGCACUCGUAAGCUUCCUUUAGUGCUGGCCGGCCUGGGUGGUGUGGGCAAGUCUCAGGCCGCGCUGGCAUAUGCACAUCGCUACGCCGAACGAUACAUGCUCUGUUUCCAGAUCGAUGCUACAACCGAACAGACCAUCCUCGAAAGCUUGGCCGAAAUUGCGGACAUGUUCGAUACAGAAGCCAGCGUUAGACAGCCCGGCAGGAAUUCUCCCGCGAACAGGAAACUAGUGCCAUACGUCAAGCUCCAGCUGGAACAGUGCAAGUCGAGGUGGCUGUUGAUUUUCGACAAUUACGACAAUCCUGCGGCGGUGAGGUUGGCCCCCUUUCUCCCGAGAUCACUCUUGGGAGACAUCAUUGUCACCUCCCGGAGGUCAGAUGCCUGUGCACUUGGGCACUCGAUUCCUGUCGAACCGAUGGAAGAUGACGAGGCGGAGGAGCUUCUGCUCAGGCUCGCGGGAUACACCGUGGCUAACACGACGGCCACCGACCUAGUGUGCGCCCAAGUCGUUUCAGAAUACGUGGGCAAGCUUCCCCUUGGGUUGGAGCUUGCCGCGGCCUACGCCAAACAAAUCGGAGCUGGCGGCUUAAGGAUGUAUGCAAGCCUUGUCGAACGACAAGAUGAGACAGUGCUGUAUGACUCCCUGAGAGCUGGCCCAGCAGACCGUUUCCUCUCCGACUACCAACUCGGCGUUUUCGACACCUGGAGGCGUUCGUUCCGGAUGAUAUCGGAGAGAAAUCCCAAUGCAGCAAAAUUUCUACGAUUGUGCGCCUUCUUUGACCGCUCUCAGCUGAAUGCACAGCUAUUCCGACACGCUGUCCGCAGAAAAUCGUUCUGGAAUUCAAUUGGCAGAUUGGAAAGUCUCAAGCCAACUGAUGCUGGAGUACCCGCUUGGCUAGUCUCGGCAUGCACGAGUGGUGGUUCUUGGGACGAAAUGAAGUUCGUCAGCCUCCUGAUAGAACUGAAAAACUUUUCUUUCCUCAAAUGGAACACCUCUUCAAGAAGGCCCUGGAAUCGGGCUGCCAUGGAAGCUUCUUCUGCCGAGGCAGAAGCCCCACGAGCAGCGGAUGAGGAUGAUCAUAAAGACGAGGACGACCCUUACGACCUGUGGAUUCAUCCAUUAGUGCAUGAGUGGGCAAAGGAAAGCAUGGAGGCGGAGACAAAGUCAAGCGCUGCCCUGGAAGCAGUGUGGGUUUUCAUACACAGCAUUGAGGAUGACGCACGAGAAGCUGACGACGACCUCCUUGGGUUCAACCUCCUGCGCUCUUUUAAAGGGCCAAGACAGCGACUGCUUCUGGAUUCUCAUCCUAAUCAUCAGGAUUUGAGGAAUGCGAUCAUGCUUGAUGAGGUUCAGAGAUUGGGUGGGGCUCUGGCCGGGCCGAAGGCUAUGAGGAACAUUUUCAGAGCUGGCCAAUUCCAAACUGGUGGUGGCGGGAUGGUAGACUCGUUUCUGGAUCUCAUGGCCAUCCUCCAGGGAUUCCGGACGUUUCUUGAUCGGUGUCACUGUCUGGAGAUGGACCCGAACGGGUCCUACUGGGUACUGCCACACUCUGCUUUUGAAGACACAUAUGCGAUUUUAAUUGCGUUCCAGGAGCGGAAGCUGCGCGCCUCCGAAUGCAAUAUUGCGGGCGAAAUAUUCACCACGGCCCAACGUUUCUUGAGACAGGAGUCUGAAUAUGCUCACGCCUUGAUAUUAAAUGCGACGGUGGUCAACGACGCCUCGUUCUGGGAAAAAUUGGUUGAGCACGCGCCGGUGGUUAACAAGCUGAUCCAAAAGCUUGAGGCUCCUCGCCUGGACAAAGAAUUUUCAAUCCUCACCGUUGCUGCCUGCGCGCAACUUUCAAUUUCUUACGCUUAUGCCGUGGGUGUGUCCCAUCACAAUAACACGAACCCCCUGGCGGACCCGAUGAAUUGGUUGGAUGAUGAUCGCCAUCGAGCAAUCCGAGUCAUCUCGUCCGUCGGCCAGACCGCGCUACGCAACUUGGAGAUGAUCAAAUCAUAUCAAGACGCGUUCGAAGGCAAGAUCCGCAUUUCCGAACGGACAAUCUCCAAAAGUGUUCAGUGGCCACUCCAGAUGAGCUAUGCCUUCGCCUGCCUGCGGGAAGGACGCCCCAAUGAGGCUGGACCGAUCUUCGAGGCAGGAAUUUCGAACACUCAGUCGCUCCAUGGCCCCCGGGCGGCCUUGGCUUUCGCCACCGAAGUUGGGCUGGCGAUGGACGUACAGUUGAAAAUAGGCGCCGAGCAAUUGGCUUUUCGUUCACACUACGUCGAAGCUGUUGGCACGGACAUUUCUCAUGACGACCGAAAUCACUGGCUCGACUUUUUCGACUUGGCCGCAGAGAUAGAUCCGUCACUCGUCGAAAAGUUUUCAAGGGACAACAGAGCUCCAAGAGAUAAGGUCAACAAAUGGUCCAGUAUUGCACUGCAAGGGAGAAAGCGUCUCGGGGAAGGACCUGCGGCAGCAGAUCACACCGAGAAAAGCUCCUUUGAUGAAGACCGUCAACCGCAGCCGUCCACCUGGGGCUCUCGGGGCAUCGAACUAGAACCGCGUAUAGGUCGCCUCAACUGGCCAACGCGAUCGCUGGACGAUGACAUUGCCAAGUCGUCGGCAAUGCUGAAGCAAAAGUAUACGCAGUUCAAAUCCAGCGUGCCAACGUACGCGACCGCCACUUUAGCCACCGAACUCGUCAGCGACCUGGAUAAUAAAACUUUACCACCACGAGCAUCAGCAUCUACUUCCGAGCCGAACACGGCAGCAAUCGAGGAGCGAAGGGCCGAGUUCACUUCCACCCUUUAUCCCACGAGCAACAGAACGCAGGUCGACCCGCGCAGUAACCAGGUCUUUGUGGAGACACUGACUGGAAAGACCAUCGUCCUUCCCUUUGACCCGUUUGAGACGGUCAGUGCAUUCAAAGACAGAAUAACCGACAGAGAAGGCAUCCCGGCGGAUAUGCAGCGCAUCAUUUUUGCCGGCAAGCAACUUGAGGACGGCCGAACAUUGUCAGAUUACAAUGUCCAACGAAACAACACCCUUCACCUCGUGCUGAGGUUGAGGGGAGGUUAAAGUGGGUUGCUUAGCAUUCGAAACAUACCACACGGCUUUCGCAGGAGACGUACUACAACUUUUGACAGAGUUACCGUUUGGACAUUGGACAUGGUCUGGAGCGGGCUCUUUAUGAGGCCGAAAGGAGCCUGUUGAGAUCAUCAUCAACCUGAUGGAUGUCGGCGACAUCACGAAGGCCAAAUACCUCAACGUUGCCGUUGAAAUGGCCACUGCGCAAAUUGUGCGAUUUUUUUCACGGCACUCGUGCCGACACCCUAACCUUGCAGCUGCGACGUGAUGUGAAGUCAUAUCAUAUUCUACCUAUCCAAAUCACAACGCCUCACGACUGCAUAACCUCAUCAGGAUCUCUGAUCGACCGAGAUCGACCGAAGUGUGGAGAUUCGACCUGACCUCGAAAAAUGAGCACGGCGAUGGAUCAGGCACACUACAGUCAGCAAGAGCAAAGGGUACUAAGAAGCGGUCUGGGCCAUCAGGUCGAAGUGGUCAGAAAACGGGCAACUGCCAAGGAUCCUUACAAGAUCCAAAUGAGAUUGUGAUCCGAUUCACAAGAUUUAUUCGAGAAAGCUUUGCCAUGUUGAGUCUGCAACUCAGGAAGAGAAAGUACAAGUAUGUACAAGUGCUGACCUCCCAUUUCCCGCUGAUUGUGGUCGAGUGUCCCAAGGCUUCAGCU
Cladophialophora immunda is the source of this 5341-nucleotide messenger RNA. RefSeq lists its product as uncharacterized. Gene Ontology annotation, molecular function: protein binding; catalytic activity. The record is from RefSeq and is a predicted model, not a curated record. Lineage: Eukaryota; Fungi; Ascomycota; Eurotiomycetes; Chaetothyriales; Herpotrichiellaceae. Gene Ontology annotation, biological process: nucleoside metabolic process. Bases 520 to 4671 code for a protein of 1383 amino acids. The transcript has 3 exons.